Messenger RNA from Lepisosteus oculatus (spotted gar), 1692 nucleotides. The record is from RefSeq and is a predicted model, not a curated record. Lineage: Eukaryota; Metazoa; Chordata; Actinopteri; Semionotiformes; Lepisosteidae.
CGUGCUAUAAAACCGCGGCCGGAGCCCCAGCCCCGCAGACUGCUGCCUUCUCCAUCCGAUUCAUAGACUUCGGCGUGCGGGAGCAACCUUGCAAACCACAUAAAAAAAAAAUGCGUGAGUGUAUCUCCAUCCAUGUUGGCCAAGCUGGUGCCCAGAUGGGCAAUGCCUGCUGGGAGCUGUACUGCCUGGAGCACGGGAUCCAGCCUGACGGCCAGAUGCCCAGUGACAAGACCAUCGGAGGAGGAGACGACUCCUUCAACACCUUCUUCAGCGAGACCGGGGCGGGCAAACAUGUCCCCCGGGCUGUGUUUGUGGACCUGGAGCCCACUGUCAUCGAUGAGGUGCGCACAGGUACCUACCGCCAGCUGUUUCACCCCGAGCAGCUCAUCACUGGCAAGGAAGACGCUGCCAAUAACUACGCCCGCGGGCACUACACCAUCGGCAAGGAGAUCAUCGACCUGGUGCUGGACAGGACACGCAAGCUGGCAGACCAGUGCACAGGGCUCCAGGGCUUCCUCAUCUUCCACAGCUUCGGCGGUGGUACUGGCUCUGGUUUCACCUCCCUGCUGAUGGAGCGCCUCUCUGUCGACUAUGGCAAGAAGUCCAAGCUGGAGUUUGCUGUCUACCCAGCUCCCCAGGUGUCCACAGCUGUGGUGGAGCCCUACAACUCCAUCCUGACCACCCACACCACCCUGGAGCACUCUGACUGUGCCUUCAUGGUCGACAACGAGGCCAUCUAUGACAUCUGCCGCAGGAACCUGGACAUUGAGCGCCCCACCUACACCAACCUCAACAGGCUCAUUGGCCAGAUCGUCUCCUCCAUCACUGCCUCCCUGCGCUUUGAUGGUGCCCUGAAUGUGGACCUGACUGAGUUCCAGACCAACUUGGUGCCCUACCCUCGCAUCCACUUCCCUCUGGCCACCUAUGCCCCCGUGAUCUCUGCUGAGAAGGCCUACCAUGAGCAGCUGUCGGUGGCUGACAUCACCAAUGCCUGCUUUGAACCAGCCAACCAGAUGGUGAAAUGUGACCCCCGUCAUGGCAAGUACAUGGCCUGCUGUCUGCUGUACCGUGGAGACGUGGUGCCCAAAGACGUCAACUCUGCCAUCGCCACCAUCAAGACCAAGCGCACCAUCCAGUUUGUGGACUGGUGUCCCACUGGCUUCAAGGUGGGUAUCAACUACCAGCCCCCAACUGUGGUGCCUGGGGGAGACCUGGCCAAGGUGCAGAGAGCUGUGUGCAUGCUGAGCAACACCACCGCCAUCGCUGAGGCCUGGGCUCGCCUGGACCACAAGUUCGACCUGAUGUACGCCAAGCGUGCCUUUGUCCACUGGUAUGUGGGAGAGGGGAUGGAGGAGGGAGAGUUCUCUGAAGCACGAGAGGACAUGGCGGCCCUGGAGAAGGAUUAUGAAGAGGUGGGCACUGACAGCGUGGGAGAGGAAGAUGAAGAGGGAGAGGAGUAUUAGGAAGAGUAAUUAAGCCUUGGUCUUGCUGCAUUCAGUCGUGCUUUAAGUCAUUAUGGACGUUCUGAAAUGCACCUUAAUUAUGUAACUGCUUCUUUAUAUGGACCAAUAUUUCCCAUUGUCAACAAUUUAAAACGUUCUUAACAUUUCCAGCAUCCAGGCAAUAAUGUUCUGUAAAUGUCCAGUCUCCAUUUCCAUCAUUCCAGUAAUUUAAAAUAAAUGAAUAAAGCAA